This is a messenger RNA of Paramuricea clavata, 4580 nucleotides long. The record is from the annotation of a GenBank genome assembly. NCBI's taxonomy places the organism in Eukaryota, Metazoa, Cnidaria, Anthozoa, Malacalcyonacea, Plexauridae.
GGUUUGCAUAGAAUUUGAAAUUCGUCUCAAUACACGAACUAAGAUUUGGCGACGUGUCCAUCGCACGAAAUCGACUUAAAUUUUGAACCAAACUUCGCCUUCGGUAACAACUUUUACUCGUUAUGGCGUUGUCAAGAAAUGCUAUGUUGGUGUGGUGUUUUGUCGUACUAGCUGUAAGCUGGGCCGAAAAUGUAUGUACGGUAUUAUGUUGAUAUUUCUGUCGACUAUAUAUAUUUAUUAAUAAGUUUCGUGAUCCAAGUAUGAAGGCCGAUUGGCGAUUUACAAUACACAAUUUUUGCCUAAAAUUCUCGGCAUGCAACUUGCUUACAACUUGAGUUGUACUGUGUAAAUCAAUCACACAACCCACCUAUGACACUAUUACCACUAAGUUUUCAAAGUGACAAUAUGAUAUGUUACUUUGGCUUUUCAUUACUAUCAAGUUGUCAUUCGUGGCAAAUAAAUUAACUAGAGAACGUAUAAUUUCGUUCUAUUAUCGUCAAAAGUUCUGAGAUUGAUCACCAUGUAUCCUCUUGCCCCAAAACGCUUACUAAACCCUUCAAUAUACCAUUAGUUGCCGCCAUGCGCACGUACAAACACACAAGUUGUAACAAACCUGCAGCAGACUUGUAGCAAUGCUGUUCCAACAACUUGUCAACAGGAUGUGUUCGCACUGCUUGUUCCCAGCUUGUUGACAACUUGCUACAAGGUUGUUGAACUCAACAAAAUUGUUACAAGUUGUUCCAACAACUUGUUAUCGUUCUGCAAUUCAAUAAGUUACGAGUGACAACCUUGUAGCAACUUGAUGAAAUAACAGCAUUGUUGACAACUUGCUACAAGGUUGUUGCGAACACAUCUUAUUGACAAGUUGCGAGAUUUUUACGGGUAUAUCCCCCCUGUCCCAAUAUACAUUAGUUGCCACCAUAUUAUAGGUAAAAAUACCAUGGCCAGCCGAGGUCUAGGCCUAGGUCUAGGCUGAGGUAUAAGGACUUGAUUAAAAGCCUGGUUUCCAUAAGGCCGUAACGGUCGUAAAGAUUGAUUCACGAUCUUUCUCAUCAGCCGAAAUACAACAUUUUAGAACUGAAAAUACGCGAAGUGAUUAUAACUAGAGAACGCUUAUGAUUUAUAUGUGGUUUACAGGUAUAAACUAUUAUAAACUUUUAUAAAUUUUUACGACCAUUAUAAUGGAAACCGGGCCGGCUUAACGACACUCAAUUGAUCAAUACAUACUCGUCAAUAUCCUUUGUAAAACAAUCGAGUGAAAUAUUUUCAUGGUAUUUGCAUUAAUGUUAUUAAUUAGUUAUUCUUUAUGUGGUUUUAUUAUUUAGAAUGAUCACGUUAUGGAUUCAAAACGUAAGUUCAAAAAUGUCCGAGUCAUUUUAGGCGAGGCCCAGACUAGAGUAAAGACCGCAGUCGGCUCUGAUUUUCUGGCCAAGGACCAGUCGGUCUCUGAUUUUCUGGCCAAGGACAGGCCUUGGCAAAACUUUGCAUUGUUUACGCAGCAAAAAUGUAGACCAAAGCAAGACUCACAUCAAAGCUCACAGUUUAAACAUGUCGGCUAUAAUAUACACACGCAAAAAUCUCACAUCUUGUAGUAAGUCUGCCAGCAAGCCGUCAACAAGUUGUGUUCGCACUGCUUGUCCCAAAUUGUCAACAAGUGUGGAACAAGCUGUUAACAAUAUGUUGUAACAAUCGUGUUGAUAUUAUCAGACUUGUUGCAAGGUUGUUCCAACAAGUCCGAUACAGUCAUGAUAUAAGAAUAUUGUUACAACCUUGUGUCGUCAACCUUGUAACAUUCUUGUUAUAUCAUGACUGUAUCAGACUUGUUGUAACAACCUUGUAACAAGUCUGAUAAUGCCAUCAAGCUUGCUACAAGUUGUUAACAGCUUGUUCCAAACUUGUUACAACAACUGGGAACAAGCAGUGCGAACACAACUUGUCGACAGCUUGUGAACAGAUUUGUAACAACUUGUUUGCAAACUUGUAGCAACUUGUGCGUUUUUACGUAUCUAGACUAAAUCUCUCACGACUCUCAGUUUGUCAACAACAUAUGUUCGCACUGCUUAUUCCCAGUCGUUAUCAUCUUGUAACAAGGUUGAUGAGGCCAACAGUCUCGCAAAAAGUUGUUCCAACAACCAACAAGUCUGAUAUCGUCUGCACGUGACAAGUUGUUAACAAGUUGAUGACAACAAGCUCGUAGCAACUUGUUACGAACAGCCUGUAUUAGUCUUGUUGGAACAACUUGUAGCAAGUCUGUUACUUGUUUGCUAAAACAAUUAUAAACCUAUAUCAAAUCUUUGAGUUAAUACUUUUAUUCUACUUAUCGAUCGCAUAUACCAAAGGACUACUUUUAAAACGUUCCGUAAAACAUUCGCAUCAGAUCUUUAUGUAAUAUGCAAGCUCGAGCCGAAAGCGAGAGUUUGUAUAUCAGAUUAAAAUCGGAUGCAAAUGUUUUAACGUGCUUAAAAAACAACCCAUCUUAUGAGUCAGGACAAAUCUUUAUCCGAUUUAUAAACAUUAAUUAAACAUUAAUUUCUUUUGAAUUUUCUUCUUGAAUUAUUAAUGAGUUUUUAAGUAAAAAUUUUAAGUAAGAUUAUAUUACUAUUCGUUCUUGUUUCUCUUUUUUCAGAACGCUAUGAGAAAAUGCAUGAGCACUAUGAUGGGUUGGGCGAUGCAGGUGAGAAGGAUGGUUUAGUGUCGUAUAAAGAGAUCAGGAGAGCACUGGGUACCACCACUGAAGAGGAAUGGAAGAAGGAAAUUGAACCUCAUGAUGACGGAGAUAAACUACUUAAUCCUGCAGGUCUGAGCAAUGCACACAGUUUUAUUUUCAAACUUUAAAUACAUUUUCCGGUUGCAAUAGAAACAUGAAUGUCAGAUGCGGUUAGCGUGCUCACAGCAGAGUUAAACCUGCUAUUGUACACACUUAAAAACGCACAAGUUGUUACAAGUCUGCAAACAAGUUGUUACAAAUCUGUUCACAAGCUGUCGACAAGUUGUGUUCGCACUGCUUGUUCCCAGUUGUUGUAACAAGUUUGGAACAAGCUGUUAACAACUUGUAACAAGCUUGAUGGCAUUGUCAGACUUGUUACAAGGUUGUUCUAACAAGUCUGAUACAGGUAUGAUAUAACAAGAAUGUUACAAGGUUGGCGACACAAGAUCGUAACAAUAUUGUUAUAUCAUGACUGUAUCGGACUUGUUGGAACAACCUUGCAGCAAGUCUGAUAAUAUCAACAAGGUUGUUACAAGUUGUCAACAGCUUGUUCUAAACUUGUUGACAACUUGGUAGAACAAGCAGUGCGAACACAGCUUGUUGACGGCUUGUUGGCAAACUUGCUACAAGAUGUGAGAUUUUAACGCGUGUAGGUCGAGGGUACACACGUAAAAACUGUCACAACUUGUCAACAAGACGUGUUCGCAACAGACUUGUAGCAAGCUUGUCAACAAGUUGUAACAAUGCUGUUAUUCUAUCAAGUUGCUACAAGGUUGUCAUUCACAGCUUGUUGACAAAUUGUUAAAGUGGAAGUCAAGUCCGUAAUGUAAACAAACGGUUUGUUUACAUUUUGAACUGCUGUAUUUUUUAAGAUAUGAUGUACUGUCUGAAUAUCUAACACCAUUUUGGUUUGCUAUGCUUCUAAAUGAAUAUGAAAUAAAGUUUAUGUUCAGAAAAAUUCGAAAAAAUUCGAAAUUUCGGCAAUUUUCAAAUUAGAGGUCCUCACAUUGUUAUGCGCAGAACCGAUGCGCAGAAUGGACUUGACUUCCCCUUUAAAUUGCAGGACGAUAACAAAUUGUUGAAACAAUGUAACAAGUCUGUUGAACUCAACAACUUUGUAGCACGUUGUCAACAACUGUUGGCAACUUGUCAACAAGCUGGGAACAAGCAGUGCGAACACAUCCUGUUGACAAGUUGUCAGUGGAACAGCAUUGCUACAAGUCUGUUGCAGGUUUGUACAACUUGUGCGUAUACCACUGAUAAUUAGCACCAGCAUAUAUUUCACAGAAUUGAAAUAUUACAAAUUAACAGUGUUAUAUUGUAAACCUUAGACAUCGAUGAAAUUGAAAGUUAAUUUUAACAAGUGAUUCACACAUCGAAAGGAACAGAAUGCUCAGUUAUAUAAACUAUGGUUCUUGUCAUUUUUUUUUUCAGAAUUCGAAAACUGGUUGUCAAGUUUCAAAAAGCAAGAACUUUAAAAGAAAACAUAAAUUAACAUUGUGUGUGUCUAUCGUGAAAUUAUAUAGUAUUAUUGAUGCUGUAAAAUUGACGCCAUAUUUAUGCAGCAAUAUAAGCAAAACUUACUGAACUUCAGACAUCAUUUUCUCUUUGGCGUACCAUCUAAAAUCUCUUCAUUUUAGCAUUAUUUUACAGAUAAAGCACUAAACUUACUUUGUAAGUUUGCUUGCCGCUUGAAAAACAUAUCAAAAAUUUAAAAAAUUGAAUAUAACCAAGUAGUUUUUAUUUAUAAGCGCGUGUUCGAUAAUAUACAAAAUAUUCUCCUCUGUAAUAUCUCAUGAUGUUGUUUUAUGUCAAUUUUAUUAUCUUAUUUUUUCGGUUUAUAUAAAACGAAGAUUUUAGUGAUGCUGUGUCA